Messenger RNA from Bactrocera tryoni, 1698 nucleotides. RefSeq names its product protein obstructor-E. Gene Ontology annotation, molecular function: chitin binding. Lineage: Eukaryota; Metazoa; Arthropoda; Insecta; Diptera; Tephritidae. Bases 151 to 1563 code for a protein of 470 amino acids. The record is from RefSeq and is a predicted model, not a curated record. The transcript is spliced from 3 exons. Gene Ontology annotation, cellular component: extracellular region.
ACAUUCAGUCUUAAACGAAAGCUUACGCGUUGUAGUGCGUUUUUUGCAAAGCACGCUAAAUAAAAAAUAAUAAAAAUUAUAAACAAUUUGUAAAGGACUUUUCCCGAAGGAUACGCCAUAUAAACUUUAAUAAAUUGAAAAUUAGUGAAAAUGUUUAAGAUUUUACUAAGUGCAACACUGUGUGUGGCCAUGUUUGGCUCUUUCGCUCACGCUCAAUGUCAACAACCUAAUGGCACACAAGCCAUCUCAGGCUCAUGUGACGCCUACAUCGAAUGCAAGAAUGGUAUAGCCGAAGAGAAGCUCUGCCCCGACGGUCUGUUGUACAAUGAAAAAUCUUCCGGCUAUCCCUGCGGCUACCCCAUCGAUGUAGAAUGCUCACAAGGCCAAGCACGUACACAGCCCGCACAGCCAACAGACGACUGCCCACAUCAAUUCGGUUACUAUGCCAUGGGUGAUGCACGUAACUGUGGCAAAUUCAAGAAUUGCGCUUCCGGUCGUGGUUUCGUUUUCGACUGUCCCGACGGUUUGGCUUGGAACAAGGAAACCUACAAAUGUGAUUGGCCCGAUCAAGUGCCCGACUGUGAUGCCGAAGCUUUCUUGGGCUUCAAGUGCCCACCACCAAAACCAUCGCCCAGAGGUCAAUUUAUCGGCGAACCCGAACAAGAAUAUGAAUUCUAUCCAUCAAGUGAGAAUUGUCAAGUGUAUUUCAUCUGUAUCGAAGGUCGUCCACGUCGUAUUGCUUGCGAUGAAGCGAGCGCUUUCAAUCCCGAAACACAAACUUGUGACGACAUCGACAAUGUGCCGACUUGCAGCGCAGAUGUCAAGCAGCGCGGUCAGGAGAUUAAGAAUGCGCGUCUCUCAGCUCAGUCGGCGGCAUUAGCGAAGAGAAGAUACUCAUACGCCGACCGUUCAUGCCCCGAACCGAAUGGUCGCUUCGCCGAUGACGCGCAAUGCGACGCCUAUCUGGAAUGCAAAGACGGUGUUGGCGAGGAGAAACUCUGCCCCGAUGGUUUGCUCUUCAAUCAACGCGGCAAAACAACUGGCGACUGCACCUACUUACCAUUUACCACAUGCAAAGAUCGUUUACGCCUGCAGCCAGCAAACGGUACCGCUGAAUGUCCACGCCAGUUCGGUUUCUAUUCAUCCGGUGAUCCAAAGAAUUGUGGUGUCUACAAGAAUUGCGCACAUGGCGAGGCAACAUUGACAAAAUGCCCGGAAGGUUUGGCAUUCAAUGUGGAGUCCUAUCAGUGUGAUUGGCCCGAUCUAGUUGCCGAAUGUAAUGCAGAGGCUUUCCUCGACUUCACAUGCCCACCACCGGAGAUAGUCGAUGGUGUGGAGAAGGAAGUCGACACCAGUCCCGAGGGUGAGCUACGCUAUUUCCGCCAUCCCAAGACAUGCAAAAAAUAUUUCGUCUGUGUCAAUGGCCAUCCACGUCUAUACAAUUGUGGCAAAUAUUUGGCCUUCAAUGUGGAGACGAAAUUGUGCGACUUCUACACUCAUGUGCCGGAGUGCUAUGCGCUUUUGAAGGAGAAAAAAUUGGCUGCAGCCGCCAAGCAGGCUUAAUGCGUGGCAAUUAUACCAUUGCCUUGGUUGUAUGAAAGCACCAAUUCUGCCAUUUUUAUUUUACUUAAACUUCAAUGAGCUUUAAAGUUUACUUACAACAUGUAUUUUUUAUAUAACAAAUGUUAAAAUAAAUAU